Phyllostomus discolor (pale spear-nosed bat) is the source of this 285-nucleotide messenger RNA. Its product is annotated as DNA-directed RNA polymerases I, II, and III subunit RPABC5-like. NCBI's taxonomy places the organism in Eukaryota, Metazoa, Chordata, Mammalia, Chiroptera, Phyllostomidae. Gene Ontology annotation, cellular component: RNA polymerase I complex; RNA polymerase III complex; RNA polymerase II, core complex. The transcript has 2 exons. The record is from RefSeq and is a predicted model, not a curated record. Gene Ontology annotation, biological process: transcription by RNA polymerase II; transcription by RNA polymerase I; tRNA transcription by RNA polymerase III. Gene Ontology annotation, molecular function: zinc ion binding; DNA-directed RNA polymerase activity; DNA binding. The coding region runs from base 1 to 285 and encodes 94 amino acids.
AUGACUUCAGACCUGCCAGAAUGGCCCUCAUCAGUGAAUCAACAAACAAGUGUUGGCAAGCUUGUGGAGGAAAGGAAAUUGUCAUGUUCUGCUGUGUGCUGCUUCACCUGGUGUGAGAUCAUUGGCAACAAAUGGGAGGCCUACCUGGGGCUGCUGCAGGCCGAGUACACUGAGGAGGUCAACCUGGACAUGCUGGGCCUGAAGAGCUACUGCUGCAGUUGUAUGCUGCUGGCCCUCACGGACCUGAUAGACAAGCUGCUUGACCAGUGUUCCCUGAAGAAGUGA